AAUACGCUAUUUUAUUCGAUAACCACUGCAAAUGACCGACCAUAUUAUAUAAAUAAAAUCAUUGAAACAUGAUCUACAAGCUUUAUCAACCCUACCGUCUGAUACGCUUAUUCGUGAAGAUUUAUAUCUUCGUCUUUAUGAUCUUGUACAUUGGAUCGGUCCUUUCAAUUUUCUAUCUACAAUAUCAUUUAAGACGCGAUCUUUUCAGACGGCGUUACGGCCAGCUCCCAUAAUGCAGCGCGAUAAAGCCGAUCGUCAGUAUUAUGAAAUGAAUGUUAGCAACGAGUCUUAUAGCUGCAAUUGUUUUUUUUAAUCGCCAGCUACGCGAAUGGGACGUGAAGACAUUACUAUUUUCGUAACGCGACGUUGAUAAAUAAUUUAAGCAAAAGAUGGUUUUCUCGGCUACUCAAAAGGACGUAGAUAGUAACAAUUACGUAGAGAAUCGGUUGGCCGUCGAUGCAUGCCAUGACAUGGCAGAGGGGAACGGGGAAAUAAAAGCAGAGGACAAACAGUCCAAAGAAGAGAUGGAGUAUGUUGAGAGAACGGAAGAUUACUUCAAGCUCAUACAAUAUGGACUGACUGAAAAAGUUGCUGGCAAGCUUGAUGAAAUCUACAAAACUGGAAAACUUGCUCAUGUAGAUCUGGAUGAAAGAGCUCUCGAUGCGCUUAAGGAAUUCCCCGUCGAAGGAGCGCUUAAUGUCCUUACGCAGUUCUUGGAAUCAAAUUUGGAACAUGUAUCUAAUAAGUCGGCGUACUUGUGUGGAGUUAUGAAAACUUACAGACAAAAGAGUCGCGCUGGUCAAGGAACUGGAAGUACUAGCACAACACCGAAGGCACCCGAUGAAGAUAAAAUAAAGAUGAUAUUGGAAAGAACUGGCUAUCCACUGGAUGUCACAACUGGGCAACGAAAGUAUGGAGGUCCACCACCAAAUUGGGAAGGAGCAACACCUGGCACGGGUUGUGAAGUAUUUUGCGGAAAGAUUCCAAAAGAUAUGUACGAAGAUGAGUUGAUACCUCUUUUUGAGAAAUGUGGGAAAAUUUGGGAUCUGAGGUUAAUGAUGGAUCCUAUGACUGGUACAAAUAGAGGAUAUGCCUUUAUAACAUUUACAAACAGGGAUGCAGCACAACAAGCUGUGAGAGAGCUCGAUAAUUACGAAAUAAAACCCGGCAAGAAUCUGAAAGUAAACAUUAGCGUUCCUAAUCUACGACUUUUCGUGGGGAACAUACCAAAGUCAAAAGGCAAAGAGGAGAUCUUGGACGAGUUUGGUAAAUUAGCAGCCGGCUUGACCGAGGUGAUAAUCUACAGUUCACCAGAUGACAAGAAGAAGAAUCGUGGUUUUUGCUUCUUGGAAUAUGAAUCCCAUAAAGCUGCUUCGUUGGCUAAGAGAAGACUUGGCACAGGUCGCAUGAAAAUUUGGGGCUGUGAUAUCAUUGUUGAUUGGGCUGAUCCGCAAGAAGAACCUGAUGAACAAACUAUGUCUAAAGUACGCGUACUAUAUGUAAGAAAUUUGACACAAGACUGCUCGGAGGAAAAACUGAAAGAGUGCUUUGAACAACAUGGCAAGAUCGAAAGGGUGAAAAAGAUCAAAGAUUACGCUUUUGUACAUUUUGAAGAUCGAGCAUGUGCCGUAAAGGCAAUGCGCGAGUUGAACGGUAAGGAAAUGGGUGGCUCCCAUAUAGAAGUUUCGUUAGCAAAACCCCCAUCUGAUAAGAAGAAAAAAGAAGAGAUGCUGCGUGCACGAGAACGUAGAAUGAUGCAAACAAUGCAGUUAAUGCAGAGCCGUGGCGGGUACGACAAUGCCUUAGGAUCUCCCUCGCAUCCGGCUAUGAUGGCUGGUCCAAUGCCAGUCCGUGGACCUGGACAAGGUCCUCGCGGUACUGGCGCUGGUUUGCGUGGGCCAUUGACGCGGAACGACACCUACGAUUAUGAUUACGACUAUUACGGUUACGGGGAUUAUCGAGGUGGCUACAGUGAUCCAUAUUACGAUGACUAUUAUCGAUACGAAGAUUACUAUUUCGAUUACGCGCCGCCUCAGCCACCUGCCAGAGGGAGAGGCAGGCAGCCUCAACCGGCUGGACGUGGUCGUGGAGCGGCAGUAGCACGUGGCCGAGUCGCUGGCACCCAAGCACGUGGGCUAGUUCGGGGGGGGCGCAACCCCGCAGCUACAGGGGUCCGUGGGGCCCAACGGCCAGCCGCUCGUGGGGGGGUGGUCCGCGCCAAGGGAAGUUUACCAGGUGAGGAUGCAGGUAAGCGAAAGUUUGACGGGGGUCACCAGAACCAGGGGGAAUCUAAACGUCGCUUCCAGAGCAGCUGGGGGAACCAGCCCCUUGCCCAGCAACCAUUGGGCAACGCGUAUGCAAUGGCGAGUGUGAACGGUGGCGGAGGCGGCGGUGGCGGUUCAACGGGCGAGCGAGCCGGCGGCGGCGGAGGCGGUUCGGCAUCCGCCGACGACGAAUGGUACCAUGACUUUUAUCAGUCCUGGAGCUAACUUCGGCAGCCGGCUCCUCAGUUGUAAGAGCGCGUAUGAGAAAUAGAGUGAGAGAGAGAGAGAGAGAGAGAGAGGCGUGCGUGAAUAUGUGUUUCUGUGUUUCUG
This is a messenger RNA of Ceratosolen solmsi marchali, 2594 nucleotides long. It is a transcript of the gene Syp, whose product is annotated as synaptotagmin binding cytoplasmic RNA interacting protein. Lineage: Eukaryota; Metazoa; Arthropoda; Insecta; Hymenoptera; Agaonidae. Gene Ontology annotation, molecular function: RNA binding. The transcript has 13 exons. Bases 390 to 2489 code for a protein of 699 amino acids. The record is from RefSeq and is a predicted model, not a curated record.